Messenger RNA from Bombyx mandarina (wild silkworm), 10176 nucleotides. It is a transcript of the gene Tet, whose product is annotated as Ten-Eleven Translocation (TET) family protein. Gene Ontology annotation, molecular function: DNA binding; zinc ion binding; DNA 5-methylcytosine dioxygenase activity. Lineage: Eukaryota; Metazoa; Arthropoda; Insecta; Lepidoptera; Bombycidae. Gene Ontology annotation, cellular component: nucleus. Gene Ontology annotation, biological process: chromosomal 5-methylcytosine DNA demethylation, oxidation pathway; positive regulation of transcription by RNA polymerase II. The record is from RefSeq and is a predicted model, not a curated record.
CCUAGUCGCGUACAGACGCGCGUGUUAUACCACAAGCGGGACGCAACAGUCACGCGAUCGCGAACUUCGAUUCCCUUUUUGUUUAUUUUUCACUUGCGUCCUUCGAUCCGUUUUGUUUUCGUGGCGGCCAAGCAAAGAAACAAAAGGAGGCGGAUGGAUCGAGUGACCGGAGAAGAGUGGUGCGCGCCGCACGGUUAGCUGACACGUUGAGGCCGCACCGAAACGACGAGAAACUACGAAAUCAUAAAACCAAAGCCUCCAGUCAUAUCUUUUCUUUCGAAAAAAAAAAAAAAAAUUACAAAAAAAAUAAUAAAAAUAAUAUAAGCACUAUUUUUUUAACCUUUUAACGAUAAAUGUAAUCGUAAAUAGUAUACGCAAAAUCCCAAACAGUACAAAUUAAUUUAAGUCUGAAGCGAUUGGUAUUUACAAUUAUAAGGAGGAGCCUUCAAACGAGAAACCACAAGACAAACAACCAACGACCAGUAUUUACACGUUCCAAAACUAAUAGUAAUCGUUAAACGAGUGCACAAGAUAUUUUAUCGAUCGUUAAUUAACAAAACAAAAAAAAACAAAAAAUUUAAAUCGAUACGAAAACACGAGCGUUUUGUAAAGAUCAGCCAAAGAUUUUAUAAGCCCGUAUAAGUAUAAGGUAUCGCUUAUGUUAAAACAAACAUAAAGAACAUUUAUAUAUAUAUAUAUAUAUAAACGAAGAUAUUGUGAUUAGUUUAAGUGCAAACCGGUGUGCCGUAUAACCAUUAGUAUAGAACCGAGGACCUGAAUCCAACGGUGACAGAGUACAAAAAACUAGUUCCAGUUACGAGUGUUCAGUACGAGGAUAUAGAUUAGAGAUAUUUUUUUUGUAAGAGAUAUUGAAGAGUAGCGCGAUGAGGCAACGCCGCGACAACACGUGAUGAGCGAGACUCUUAGGAGCGAGGCGGGCGCGGACGGCGCGCACCUACCGCCCUUCUCCACCUUCGGAGACAUGGCCGACAACGAGCAGCGGAUCCUCACCGCCGACGCGCGACUGCUCGACCCCGCCUGGGAGUACUACGAGCGGACCGGUGACACCGUCUCCGUCAUCGCCAGCCAGCCGCAGUACCGGCCUUGGGAGUCAAUGCCGAUCACGGUCAACUCAAAGGAUGCGAUACUCCGUGCAGGAUUCUCUUCGCCUCUAGACUAUCAAUCCGUCACUUUGCAGCCCAUACCUAACAAGCUGCCGUCCUUCCAAAGCCAAUUCCAAACGUUUCCAGAAACGACCGUCAUACCGGAAACCGGGUUGCCGAGCGUGACUCCGGUGCCGGUGACGGCGAGUCCGACGCCGAGUGCGAGCCCUAGUCAUUUAACACAGCUCACGCAACUCACUACCCCGUCGUCUCCGGUUCACCUCACCACCCUGGCUCAAGUGACGCCGUUGUCGACCACGCUGACGACGCUAUCGCCGGUAAACGCUACGACAUUCCACACUUUGACCGCCGUUAACGCCAGAAGCUAUCCCAUAGUGCCGGCCCCCUUGCAGGCGAGGGAGCUGGCUCCGGCGGGCCAGGCGUACAUCGACGACCGUCACAUCCAGCUCUAUCAGCCGAAUAUCGCGACGAUUAACGCGUUUCCAGGACAAAAUGGAAUCUUACAUCAGAACGGAGCGCUUUUACAUCAAAACGGAAGCUUAAUACAAAACAUUCAAAGUCCAACGGUCGUUCAUGUGUUGAAAAACGAGCCUUUCGAUGUUAAGUCACUGCAGGACAAAUACACGCCGAACGGACUGCACCAUAGCAAUUUCCAGAACCCGAUGCUGAUCGAUAACGGUUAUGAUAAGAAAUCGAACGGCUUUGGUAGUGGAUCGUCACCGACGAGGUCCGACUUCAGGAAAAAAGAAAGACGGAAAAUGCGUGCGAAUAGUUCAGAAUCAGACUGUUCGAACAUGGAGGUCGGGUCGGAGAGCAGCGGGCAGGUCGCCGCUGUCUCCUCUACGGCGGGAUUCAAGUCGCCCAUGCAUGGAGCUCCGCCGAUGAACACAGGCCCGAUGGAACUGGACGACAUAUCCAGUGAGAAACAGACGAAAAAGAAGAGGAAACGUUGCGGAGAGUGCAUCGGCUGUCAGCGCAAGGACAACUGCGGCGACUGCGCGCCCUGUCGCAACGACAAGUCCCAUCAAAUAUGCAAGCAGCGUCGAUGCGAGAAGUUGACAGAGAAGAAGGUCUUACAAGACAUCAAGAGCUAUCGCGGCCGCAAGCCACUCGGUGGCACAGCAGGAGUUCCCGGAGCCCCAGGUGUAGCGGUCCCCGGUGUGGCGACCGCCGCGUCACCAAGUCCCGCGCCGCAGACCCCAGCAGCGCCGAGCCCCGCGCCCGCCACCACGCCCGCCAUGAAGCAAGAGCACCCCAGCCAACCUAUGGCACCGAUGCCGUUCUACGCAGGCGACCCUAACAGAUUCCCAACGACGUGGCAGACUGAUCCGUCACAAGGCUGGCAGAACCAGUUCAUACAGCAGCUUCCCACACAGACGGGUCAGACGACUUUGGAUUACCAAGGAAACCACACUGCCUACGCAACCUCGCCCCACUAUCAGGCUAACACCACGUACACCGUCCAGAAUGUCGCUACAACGUUUGACGUCACAAACAGCACGUACUAUCAAGCGGGCGUGCAGGCUGUCCCCGCGCAACGACCUCCGUCGAACCGGGGUGCCUACACUCCGGUCCCCUCUCCGCGAGCACCUCACUACACCACAGAGUACCAGCAACAAUACGCGCAACAAGCAUCUACGCCCGGCGCAACUUCAGGCACAGAUUCGAGACCAGCCUCGGCCGCUUCUUACCAAAGUAACGCACCGACAGCGGCCACCCCUGUAUAUUCUGUCGGUCAAAACUAUGAACGAUCAGAAUACAGUACGGAGCAUUCAGAAGAAUACAAUAAUUCUGAGAGCGGCACUGGAGAUACGAAUAAUGAAGUGGAAAGACAAGAGCAGAACUCGACUAGUGGACAGCAGUCGGGAAACGCCGAGCCUGGAUACCUGCAGGGGAGCAACGGUCCGCGAGCUUCACUCGAUUGUAGCGGGUAUUCGGGCGCUUACAACAGCGGACAGUACAGGGAAAACGGUCAAGUGCAAAAUCAAAACGAAUGGCAGCAACAAUGGCAACACAACCAAAGACUACAAAAUCAACAAAUCCAAAAUCAACAGCAACAAAUUCAGAAUCAACAACAGAUGCAAAACCAACAACAAUUACAAGCUCAGCAACAACUUCAGAGUCAACAAAUGCAAAACCAGCAACAACUUCAGAACCAACAGCACAUGCAAAACCAACAACAGAUUCAGAACCAGCAACAAAUGCAAAGCCAACAACAGAUGCAGAACCAGCAACCUAUGCAAAAUCAACAACAAAUGCAGACUCAGCAACAAAUGCAGAAUCAGCAACAGAUGCAGAGUCAGCAACAAAUGCAGAAUCAGCAACAGAUGCAGAAUCAGCAACAAAUGCAGAAUCAGCAACAAAUGCAAAAUCAACAACAAAUGCAGAGUCAUCACCAACAAUUACAGCUACAAAACCAGCAACUUCAAAAUCAACAACUACAGCAGCAGAGACAAGAUGAGUCAGAACAGCAAAUGUUUUCACAAUCAGACAGGGUCAAUUUGAACUCGAGACUGAAAACGAUGAUUUUAAAUAAACAAAAUCACAGCCGCGAUGGCACAAAUACGCCGCCGGAUAAAGGGGAUCCCGGAGAGGGACCACCUCGGGACGACAGGAAGACCGGACCUACUUCCGUCAACGACGAUAGAAAUACUACCGGUCAUUUUUUAUCGUAUAGCCACCAUCUCCGAGAUAAUUACCGCUUAGGCGAACAGGUAUAUCCUGCCGCUGGUAAUUAUUCACAAAGCACUCAUGCUUAUAGCGUGAGUGAGUUCGGAGGUGGUGGCCACCAAGUAUGGGAGGGAGGAACAGAGGCUCUGAGAGGUUAUGAUAAGCACGUUCCUAAUAAGAACGUAUCCAAAACUUCUCAGAAAUUACCGUCCUACGCGGACGUUAGAAGCCAAUACGGUGCAUAUACCACCGUAUCGUAUGAGCCGCAUAAAUAUGCAGAGGCAUAUAAUAGUGAUAGCUUAGGUUUAAAUCAGCAAGACAGUAAAGAUUUCCAGUCGAAAAUGCUCAUCGGACCUGUAUCGGAAAUGAACCAACAAAACUGCACCACAACGCAGGACACGAACGCACAAACACGAGCUUAUGAUAGAGAGGCGUACGAUGCAAAAUUUAGACACCCAUCGGCGCCCUUAAUACCAAAAUUAGAGAUACCUGAUAGUUAUCAAUACCACAAAGACGAAAGAUUAAUUAAAACUGAAGUGCAACGACCAGCAAAUCAAAAUACGUAUACGAAACAGAAUGAAAUGUCAAUAAACAGUUUGUACAGGGAUUAUCCUAAUGGAAUAGUAAGUAGGUCACAACAGAAUACAGUUUUACCGCCUAUAUCUACAAUAAAGCAAGAGGGCUUUGCCCAAAGCCCACAGACCUAUCAAAACUUUCAAAAUUAUCCUUACCGGAUAGACCAGAGGCCAGACCAAAUUGGGUCUUUCGCACAAAUACCUCGAACGCAAGAGAAUAUAGGAUUUCAAAAAUAUAACAGAUCUUACAGUGAAAGCAAAGAAAGUAAGUCAACAGAAAACAAAAGUAGUUCAGAUAAAAACACUCCAUCGGAACCAAGAUCUUACUACAUUGAACAGAUCAAAUCUGAACACUCGCCGCCAGGUCACAAAAUAUAUAAGAACAUGAACUAUAGCCCGCCGAGAGACGAACCUUAUUUAUUUCCCGGGGACGGAGGGCCGACAGCCAUCAAAAACGAAGUGGGCUACUCGUGUUGUCGACAAGGAUCUACAAAGAAGCCGCCCCCGGAACACCUAAGAGAUGGCGCUUGUCCUGGAUAUCAAACCAAAGAUGAAGUUUUAGAAGACGAACCUGAAACUACAGAUAAAAAUGAUCCCAAAAACCAAAAAGCCACAGCGCCAACACCAGAUGUAACGAAACCAAAGGAAAACCAAUUCAAUUACUCAAAAGAAUAUUUAGAAAACUUGGAAAGAUUACGAACUAAUUCUAGGACGGAGGUUCCAGAUUGCAACUGUUUUCCUGCUGACAAGAAUCCGCCGGAGCCUGGCAGCUAUUAUACUCAUCUAGGUUCAGCUUCUAGUCUGGCAGAAUUGAGGAGGGAGCUAGAGGCUCGGACCGGCCUGUCAGGCAAGGAGCUUAGAAUAGAAAAGAUCUGUUACACUGGGAAAGAAGGGAAAACAGCUCAAGGUUGCCCUAUGGCAAAGUGGGUAAUCAGACGAGCGAACUACACCGAGAAAGUCCUAGUCGUAGUGAAGUGUCGAAACGGUCACAAAUGUCCCACCGCUUGGAUCGUUGUGUGUCUGGUCGCCUGGGAGGGCAUCCCUCAGUCGGAGGCGGAUCUCGACUACACUCUUCUAUCGCACAAGCUGAACAGAUACGGCCUACCUACCACGAGACGUUGCGCCACUAACGAAAACAGGACGUGUGCCUGCCAAGGUCUGGACCCGGAAACGUGCGGCGCCUCUUACUCUUUCGGCUGCUCGUGGUCAAUGUACUACAACGGAUGCAAAUACGCCCGUUCAAAGACAGUUCGGAAGUUUCGGCUCUCGGUGAAGACGGAAGAGAGUGAGAUUGAAGAACGCAUCCACGUGCUGGCGACCCUGCUCAGCCCGCUGUACAUGAACCUGGCGCCGAGGGCGUUUGACAACCAGUGCCAAUUCGAGAAAGAGGCGUCGGAUUGCAGACUGGGCUUUAAGCCUGGCCGACCUUUUUCUGGUGUGACUGCGUGCAUCGACUUCUGCGCGCAUGCGCACCGCGACCUGCACAACAUGAACAACGGCUGCACGGCCGUGGUGACGCUCGCCAAGCACCGCGCGCUCAGCCGGGCCGGCGACGAGCAGCUGCACGUGCUGCCGCUCUACGUGCUCGACGACACCGACGAGUUCGGCUCCAAGGAGGGCCAGGACGAGAAGGUCGCGAGCGGCGCGCUGGAGAUACUCGACAAGUAUCCCAUGGAGGUCCGUGUGCGCUCAGUGCCGUUACAGCCAUGCAGGAGGCACGGCAAGAAGCGGAAAGAAGAAGACAGCGGGGACUCUGCGAACAACUCUACUAACAACACACCACAACAAAGUCCUGGAAACAAUCAGAAAAAGACUCAGUGCUCUACCCCCACGCCUCGAACUCCGCAGCCUGACGCCAGGAAUAACGCGAGUCCACGAAGCCAAAGCAGCUCAUCGCCCAGAGCCGGAACUCCGUCUUUUAACCAGUCCAACCCAUCCGCGUUUACCAAUAACCAACACUACAAUUCCGCUUUUAUCAACCCUAACAUGCACAACCAGAGUCAGGGUCUCAUGAAUCCGAACUUGGGCAACCCUGCCUUAUUGGACAUGGCGACAAUGAUUGACAACUUCACCGAUGCCCAACUCCAGAGCAAUCAGAUCUCGAGCACAGUUUUAGACUCUCCGUACAAUCCGUACGAUCAAAGCUACAAUCUCCAUCAUCAAAACGCUAUAUACCAAGCAAACUCUAUAGCGGAAAAUAAUUCGUGCCAAAAUCAAAAUCCCAACCAGCUGCCCAGCUUUGCCACCGGUCUCCCGAAACGAGAUCAACAGUUCAAUGCCGCUAACACUCAGAUCAAUGUACAGAAUCAAUGGCAUGACUUUAAUAGCGCUCAAAUAUUCAAUAAUGUGGUUAAAGAAGACCCUGAUUCUACGACGGCUCAUUUGAACGUUCCCCCGAAUAACUACAGUCCAGAUUCGAACAGGAGCGACACCAACUCCGAUCAAAUGUUACAAAAAAAUAACGAAACCGUUAAACAGAGUGCUGUCGGAGAGAUAAAUCAGAAGUUACCGGAAUUCGAGAUGCCAUGUUCCCCGCGCCUGACCGAAUUAUCACAGAACUCACAGAGCACACCCCCGUCUCCGGCGUCAUCUCAAAUAUCCGAUCUCAGAUCACCGAACAACGAAUCGCUCAAUUCAUCUGACGUUCGUCAGAGCGUUUGGAAGUCGCCGGAUUCUAAAAACUGGGAUCAGUCGAAACCUAAAGAUCAAUUGACUCUUGAAAAUGAAAAUCUGUUGUUUCGAGUGCCAAAAGCCCGGCCACCGUCUAGAUCGCAGCACGUAAAUCCAGAAAAUUUGGAGAAUCCCACCUUUCUGAAACCUUACCCGCCCUCUGAUAGACCGCACCUCAAUCAGGGCUACGAGCACAGGAGCCCCUACGAUGCGAGAGUGCAAAAUAACACUACCCCACAAACUUCCGCAUCGCAAACAAAUUACACUAUCAAUCACGAAGAAAUCAAUCAAGCGACAGCAAACAAACCUGAUUUCACCGGAAACAAUUUCCAUCCCGUUAACCAAACCUCGUACGGAAACCAAGCUCCCAUUCAAGGAUAUGGAAAUUAUCCGCAGAUGACAAACGCCUAUCCGUUUUCAGCCAGUCCGUACGGACAUUUCAACCCGUAUGAGAAUUCUUACAACGACUAUAACCUCGCUUACUACAAUGCAGAAAAAUACAAAAGAGAGGAGUUAUUGAGAAACUCGCACUGUUACAAUUCAUACGGGUAUCAGUACAACCCAAAUUUCACCUCCAACUUUUAUCAAAAUCCGAGUCCGAAUUGGUGUCAAACAUCGCCAAACUGGUGUCUGUACCCACCACCGUUCACUAUCCCGUACCCACCGGAACCGCCUAAAGCUGAGCCCAUCGGCGAAGUCACAGAAUACACCGAGAACCUGGAAUGCUUUAAAGACAGCCAAAUGGGGGGCGUCGCCAUCGCUCUCGGACAUGGAAGCGUCCUGUUCGAGUGCGCCAAACACGAGAUGCACUCGACAACCGCCGUCAGAGCUCCGAACCGAGUCACUCCGACCAGGAUCUCGCUCGUAUUCUACCAGCACAGGAACUUGAAUCGACCAAAGCACGGGCUCGAGGAGUGGGAGGAAAAGAUGAGGUUGAAGAAACUAGGGUUAAAUCCGCCGACGCCUAGCACCCCAGCACCGGCCGCGAUCGCACCGACGCCGGUCGCUAGGCCAGGGCCGAUAGGACCGAGUGCGGGGCCAGGGUCGACGGGUCCAAGGUCUGCGGGCCCGGGGCCGGCGCUGGUGCGUGCCGAGACGCACACGACGACAUCAUGGACGACGCUGUUCCCCAUGCACGGCUGCACGGUGACGGGCCCCUACCAGGAGUCGGCCACCUGACACAAGCCUCCGCUCGCUGAGCGCCCCCGAACGGACAAAACUCUUCCAUAGAUGUCUAAGUUCUAUGUUGCCUUUCGAUAUUAGAUAGUUAGGUAGCGCGCUUCCUGAGAGAGGCUCGCUGCGGGCGGCGCGCCCAGUCCGGUGAGCGAUCGUAGUCGGGAUCCACGACGCCUCACGACGCCUUCACGACGCGUUAGUAACGCGCACCGAGUGAGUUGCAAUCAAAGAUGUAAUUUUAAGUUACGUAGUAGUGUCUGACAGCAUUUCAACUAGUCUUACGUUUCACCGCAAUGUCGACGUGACGACGUGUUCCGUAGCGUUUGUUUUUGUAUAUUAUAGUUACGCCGGUGCGCGCACGUCCCCUUGUAGGCAACGGAUUUGAUGUACGUUUUAUUUUUUCCUGCAUAUUUUGUCGAUAUUUUUUUGUCUAAUUAAGCGCAUGAACAGGCUUUAUGCGAUUCAAUGAUCUCAUAAACUACUAACCCUACAUUAAUGUUUAUUCAGAACAAAAGUACAAGACGCCGGGUCGUGUAGGCCCCGCGGGGCCCGGGACGCAGUCGUUGGAAGUCUUUAUUGAUAUUUUUGUACCUUUGUCUGUGUAUUAGUUGUAUGUUUUAAUGUAACUAUUUUAUUACCAUUCCUAAAUACUUUUUAUGGUUUGUUUUGGCAUAUAUUUCAAAACCGAUCAAAAUCAUGUCGACUUUACGACAUGUCUUUUGUAAACAAAGACGCGAGUGCUUUUCUAUUAGGUUUAAGAUGUGUGUAUUUUUAACUUUUUAGAAUUUUUAACUUAUUUAUAUUGUAUUACGUGAACCAUUAUCGAAUCAUUUUUUCUUUACGAUAAUUUUAGUGUUAUUGUAGCAUUUUAAUAUUUAAUAUAUUUGCUUUAUGACUUGUCAUUAAAUUAUUGCGAUUGUUUUGUGCAUGUUUCUAGAACGCCAUCUUUAAUUUUCAAAACGAGUGCCUGUAUAUUCGGCUAUAAGUUAAUGAUUGAUAUUAAUGAAGAAUCUAAAAUAACGAAAAACUGUUGAAAUUGUGACCUUAUAUUUUUAAUCGAAUUACGCAUUCAAUGAAAUAAUUUGUGUAAAAUUAGAUACGAAGAGAUGUAAUAAUUUUAAAUUAUAAAAUCCAAACAAUAAAAACGAUUCGUAAUAACGUAUGUUGCAUAGGGAUAGAUUUAUUGCCAGUACUAAAAAAAUGUUCUCAGGCGCUUGGAAAGAUUAUAAAGUAGGCAUAUUAUUAAAUAUGAAUGAAAACAUACUGAUUGAUAGUUAUUAAUAUAUAAUUAGCUUGUAAGGAAAGUUUGUUUUAAAGAUUAAACUAUUGAUAUAGUUUAUAUUUUUUACGUGUACGUAUUUAUUGAAUGGUAAAUUUAUUGGGACGAACGUGAAAUUAUUUAUAGGUAAAAGUUUUGAAUGAAACAAAACUUAUAAAAAAUAAGCAAUAAUAGACAACGGAUUCUAUAUACGUUGUAAUGUUAGGUGUGCAAAAAAAUAAAAAUUAUAAUAAACGAAUGGUGCGAUAAUAUCGACAGUCUUAUGGUGAAAGCUUGUCUAUGGUACGUUCGGUCGACACCGACAUAGAAUCUGCCUAAAUGUAUUCCGUUAUGUAUUGUUUGUGUAUAAACAUUGGUAUUUCCCUGAGUUCUUGCCAUUAAUUAAGUUAAUAACUUAUAUCUCUUCCAAAAUCAAUAAAUCGACGAGACAUAUCAACGAAUCAAUCACAAUAUUAAUAAAAAAGUAAAUAAUCAGAAUGAACAUCACCAAGAGGCAAAGAAUUUCGAGAACAAAAUCGUGAUUAGUUACAAAAACGUUUUAUGUAAGACACUGUAUCAUUAGGGUUGCAUUAGAUACCUGUGAUAUAAUCGUAAUUUCACGAAUGUUUGGCUGUUGCGUGCUUGUUUAAUACCAGUGUGAUCGUUCAUCAAGUAACGUACCUAUGUUUUAUUGUUUCCAAAC